Molecule: messenger RNA, 1761 nt
Organism: Hipposideros armiger (great roundleaf bat)
Lineage: Eukaryota; Metazoa; Chordata; Mammalia; Chiroptera; Hipposideridae
Gene: TINAG
Product: tubulointerstitial nephritis antigen
Exons: 11
Coding region: 144-1574 (476 amino acids)
Biological process (GO): proteolysis
Molecular function (GO): cysteine-type peptidase activity
Source: RefSeq, a predicted model, not a curated record
AGUAUACUCAGUUCCAGUAAAGGAUCACUUGCAGGAUUCAGGCUGAGUACUCUUGAUGCUUAGAAUUCAGGCUCAAAGAGAAGCCCUGAGAAGUUACAUAUUGGAUAUUACAGAAAGUGGGAGCCAUUCCUGACCUCUAGAGAAUGUGGACUGGAUAUAAGAUCUUCAUCUUCUCUUAUCUUAUUACAGAAAUUCGGAUGGAGAAACAGUCUUUAUCUCAAAGAGAAGUUGACCCAGGAGCCUAUUUCACUUGGAAUCACACCAUUUUGGAAAGUACUCGAUUCAAAAGAGCUGUUUUCCAAGGGCAGUACUGUAGAAGUUUUGGUUGUUGUGAAGACAGAGAUGAUGGCUGUGUCACUCAGUUCUAUGAGGCGAAUGCCCUGUGUUACUGUGAUACAUUCUGUGAAAGGGAAAACUCUGAUUGCUGUCCUGAUUACAAGUCCUUUUGCCGUGAAGAGAAAGAAUGGCCUCCUCACACAAAGCCUUGGUAUCCAGAAGGUUGCUUCAGAGAUGGUCAACAUUAUGAAGAAGGAUCAGCAAUUAAAGAAAACUGCAACUCCUGCACAUGCUCAGGACAGCAAUGGAAAUGUUCCCAGCAUGUGUGCCUUGUUGAACCAGAAUUAAUUGACCAUGUCAAUAAAGGAGACUAUGGAUGGACAGCUCAGAACUACAGUCAAUUCUGGGGAAUGACUUUAGAAGAAGGUUUCAAAUAUCGCCUUGGCACCUUGCCACCCAGCCCCAUGCUUCUAAGCAUGAAUGAAAUGACAGCUUCUUUACCUGCAAUAACUGAUCUUCCAGAGUUUUUUGUUGCUUCGUAUAAAUGGCCUGGAUGGACUCAUGGCCCGUUGGAUCAAAAAAAUUGUGCUGCAUCGUGGGCAUUUUCCACUGCAAGUGUGGCAGCUGACCGAAUAGCAAUUCAGUCUAAAGGUCGAUACACAGCCAAUCUAUCCCCUCAAAAUUUGAUUUCUUGCUGUGCCAAGAACCGUCAUGGAUGUAACAGUGGAAGCAUCGAUAGGGCUUGGUGGUUCCUGAGAAAACGUGGACUGGUAUCUCAUGCAUGCUACCCACUUUUCAAGGAUCAAAAUGCUACCAAUAAUGGCUGCGCCAUGGCAAGUAGGUCUGAUGGGCGGGGUAAGCGACAUGCCACAAAGCCAUGUCCCAACAACAUUGAGAAAUCUAAUAGAAUCUACCAAUGUUCUCCUCCAUACAGAGUCUCUUCCAAAGAAACUGAAAUAAUGAAAGAAAUCAUGCUCAAUGGACCAGUUCAAGCCAUAAUGCAGGUCCAUGAGGAUUUCUUCCAUUAUAAGUCAGGAAUAUAUAGACAUGUUACCAGCACAAAUGAAGAACUGGAAAAAUAUCGAAAGCUUCAGACACAUGCAGUCAAACUCACUGGAUGGGGCACACUGAGAGGAGCCCAGGGGCGAAAAGAAAAAUUUUGGAUCGCUGCCAAUUCCUGGGGAACGUCAUGGGGAGAGAAUGGCUAUUUCAGGAUUCUUCGAGGAGUAAAUGAGUCUGACAUUGAAAAGUUGAUUAUCGCAGCUUGGGGCCAACUGACAAGUUCAGAUGAACCAUAACAUAUUAUUAAAUAUCCAUAGGCCAUGCAUUUAAGUAACUCCUUAAAUUUAAAUUAAGCAAUGUGAGGUUCUCUGUGACAGUGGAAUCUUUGUCUCUUCACCUUAUUAUUAUAACGUGCCCGUUUUCUUGUUUUAUCCUGGGCUCUAGGCUUCUGCUUCCUUUUCAUUGCUGACGAUACAAAAACAC